UGUGUGCCUUGUGUUCCCUGGUGUAAAUGCAAUAAAUAGUAUGAAAGCUUCACAAGGACAGCUUUUCUCGACUGUUGGCCUUUCACUUGUCCAGUAACGGGUCAUCCCUCUUGGAUAUUUUGUUUUUAACUUUCCUGCUAUGUGUUCCCAGUUCAGUGAAAUUAUGCUUUCAUGCAACUUCCUUGCAAUUCAUCUGCUUGCCAGAAAACACUAGGAUUUGGGCUUGUGUCCUACACCCUAGAGCCUUAAUAUCAGUCUUCUGAGGAAGGUUAGCCCACCUGUAAGCCAAGCCUGUGAUCCAGUUAUGGGUACUUGGAACCAGUUGAAUAAGCAUACUCUGUGGUAAUUUCCCAGCUUGCGCAAGUAUCAAUGCUGGUUGGCCUUUGGCAUUACACCAGUCUGUAUCAUGCCCAGUGCUCUUCUGCAUCUCGUCUGUGAUCUUUUGGAAUAUCUUUCUGUACUAUUUAUUCCUUUUUAACAAGUUGAGAACCUAACCAUUCAUCUAGUUACAGGUAGGUAGCCGUGUUGGUCUGAGUCGAAGCAAAAUAAAAAAAUUCCUUCAGUAGCACCUUAAAGACCAACUAAGUUUAUAUUUAUCUGAAGAAGUAUCUGAAGAAGUGUGCAUAUCUGAAGAAGUAUCUGAAGAAGUGUGCGUAUCUGAAGAAGUGUGCAUGCACACGAAAGCUCAUACUAAAAUAUAAACUUAGUUGGUCUUUAAGGUGCUACUGAAGGAAUUUUUUUAUUUUGCUAACCAUUCAUGUUAAUUAUGCAGUUAUACCUGUAUCAGUUCCUGAGCAAGGAUAGUAGAAUUAAAAUAUUUUAAACUUUGAAGUUCCAAAGGUGUUGCUGAAAGUAUUUAAAGUUUAACUUUUAGUCCGUACGGGAUAGAGACUUGGGUAGGUUUUUUCUAUGCUUGUACUGUCCUAUUUUAACUCUGGGCAAAACAAAAGAGAGUUAAAAUAUUUUUAAGCCGUAAAAUAAAUAAUGACAAACCACUAGAUCAAGCUUCCUCAAACUCGGCCCUCCAGAUCAGGCAUCCCCAAACUGCGGCCCUCCAGAUGUUUUGGCCUACAACUCCCAUGAUCCCUAGCUAACAGGUCCAGUGGUCGGGGAAGAUGGGAAUUGUAGUCCAAAACAUCUGGAGGGCCGAAGUUUGGGGGUGCCUGCUCCAGAUGUUUUGAGACUACAAUUUCCAUCAUCCCUUAACACUGGUCCUGUUAGCUAGGGAUCAUGGGAGUUGUAGACCAAAAACAUCUGGAGGGCCGAGUUUGUGGAAGCCUGCGCUAGAUAAUCCUGUAGUGAUUAUUUAGUGGGAUGUGUACUUUUUAAUGUACCGGUACUCCUUGCACCCUGUUGGGAGUAGGUUCUUCGCAAUAAGAACUUUGUUCAGUACAGCCAUGGGAGAAUAUCAGAAUUCUCUACUUUUAUUUGUGUGUGUCAGGGAUUGCCAAACCUGCUGGACUAAGGAGCACGUUUAGGAAUUUAAAGAACUCUGCUGGGCGCCGCAAAAUAGCAGUUUCGCAAGAAUAGCACAAUGAUAACCUCCCACCAACAGGCAAUAAGCCUACACCACCAAACUAUUCGACUAGCAGGUAGCACCCACAAGAGAAAAGCCUAUUUUAGGGAAAAUGUAUGAAAUUUGAAGGGACAGGGGACCUUGGGAGUUGCCAAGGGAGGUGUCUGAGGGCAUCAUGCCCACAAUUCUCCAGCACAAAUAAGGCAGGGUGAAUUACUGAGCUCAGAAUGUGAUGUCUACAUUUGAGUUCUCCCAAGUAUGUAUGUGAAGUCCUUAAAAAUAAAUAUGUACCUUGCUGUGCAUGCAGAUGGCUCACAGCUGAAGAAAGAAGCAGCUAAGAAAUGGAGCAGAAAAGAAUAUAUUUUUUCACGGCAUAUAAAUAUUACUCAAGAUCUUGAGCGUUUUGUUAAAAGAUUUUUAUUAUGUAUUAGAGAAAUUCCAACUCCCAUGGCCCAUUUUUUUGAGGGUAGGUUCAUUAAUGAAAUGAGAGGAUUUAAAAUAAAGACAUUUAUGUGCAAUGGGUCAGUGCAUCUGUUAACCAGAAGGUUGGUGGUUCGAGCCCACCCAGGGAAGGCUCUGGGCAGAAUUUCUGAACUGCAGAGGGGUGGAUUAGAUGACCCUCAGGGUCCCUUCCAACUCUUCUGUUCCACUGGAAAGGAUUAUCCUCCCCCCACCUUAAUCGAUCAAGACAUACCAUCCAUGCCUGAGAUGAGUCAUCUCAAGCCUAACAACCUGUUGGCAACCUCUUGGUUGUUAGGAGGCAAUUGUCUAUGCUGACAGCAUCACAGUGACACCGAUUGUGUGGUCAGGAAAUAGUGAAAGUUGCUGGGGAGGCGACAGGGAAAGUGGUACAGCUGGGGAUAGUGACCAGCGGCUUUUUCUCUUGCCUCUGACAAAACAUGACUUGUGUCACACGGCGAUGCCUGCAAAGGCAAAAGGAAUUCAUCCUCGAUGGUGUGGCCGUAGACACUAUAGCAAGCAGCUACACCAAUCUCCUGCCCAGGCUGUGGUCUGCCUUGCCUCCUUAUAAUGCUCAGCUGGACAUCCACGCGGCCAGCUACUUCUCAUCCCCAGUGGUCAAAUCUGUGCUGAAGAAGACAGAACAGACCCGCGGAGGUACCUCGAGGGAUGGCUGGAUAGUAGAUUAUUUUCAUAUCUAUGGGCCAGGACAGAGGUACUUGAACAGGAGAAAUUGGGCCGGGGCAGGUCACUCUCCGCAGCAAGUGGCUGGCCACUAUUGGCACUUGAUGGACGUAAAGCCGGUGAAAGGGUUCAAUGGACGUUACGGAUACCGCCGCAACACACCUGAUCUCCGCGCCCGUUCCUCUUGCUUUGGCGAAGUCACAUGUUUCCCCAUCCAUUGAAGCGUAGCAUAGGAUUUCUUCACUGCCGUCCUCUAAUCACACUCUCCAUUUG
Molecule: messenger RNA, 2932 nt
Organism: Zootoca vivipara (common lizard)
Lineage: Eukaryota; Metazoa; Chordata; Lepidosauria; Squamata; Lacertidae
Gene: SPMAP1
Product: sperm microtubule associated protein 1
Source: RefSeq, a predicted model, not a curated record